Asparagus officinalis (garden asparagus) is the source of this 1335-nucleotide messenger RNA. RefSeq lists its product as uncharacterized. The coding region runs from base 1 to 1335 and encodes 444 amino acids. Lineage: Eukaryota; Viridiplantae; Streptophyta; Magnoliopsida; Asparagales; Asparagaceae. The record is from RefSeq and is a predicted model, not a curated record. The transcript is spliced from 5 exons.
AUGCUCAACAUUGAUAUACGGAAGGCUUUUGACUCCAUCAGUUGGACAUUUCUGGAGAAAAUGCUCAAAGGUCUGGGGUUCUCUGAAAUGUUUAUUAAAUGGACUAUGUCAUGCAUUUCCACACCUAAAUUUUCAGUUUCCCUGAAUGAAUCCCUUCAUGGAUAUUUCAAGGGUGCUAGAGGAUUGAGGCAAGGUGCAUCUGCCUCCAAGAAGGCCUCUAAACUGAAGAAUAUCCUCCAUUCAUCGGACCUCCCUGAGAUCCUGGAAUCUAGCGAAGACAGCAACAGAGGAGAUUUAUAUUCAGUUCAAAAGCUUUAUCACUGUGUUAGAGAUUUUGGUGCCAUAACUGGUUUGGAAGCCAACCCCUCUAAAUGUGUUAUCUUUUUUGGAGGUGUUGAUGAUCAUAUUAAGAGCUCCAUUAAUAGUUGCUUGGGUUUUCAGGAAGGGACACUGCCAAUAAAAUAUCUUGGAGUUCAUUUGAUAUGCAAGAGACUAUCAUAUAUUGAUUGCUUCCCACUUUUUAGAAAAAUUACGAGUCAGUUUCAGACUUGGUUGAAGUUUCAGAAAUUGUCAUAUGCAAGGAGACUCCAAGUCAUCAAGAGUGUAAUUUUGGGUGUCCAACUAUACCGGACCUCUAACUACAUAUUGCCAGCAAAGGUUCUUCAUAAAAUUGAUGUCUUAUGCAGGGAUUUCCUUUGGGGAAAAACUGACCAGGUUUUCAAAACCCCCCUUGUUGCCUGGGAAAAAAUAUGCAAGGAGAAAAAGUAUGGAGGUUUAGGCAUUUUUUCUACAGCUACAUGGAACAUUGCCUCUGGCCUCAAGUUAAUAUGGUAUAUUCAUAUUAACAAAGAGUGGCUAUGGAUUAAAUGGAUUCAUGCCAAUUAUUUGAAAAAUUCUACAAUAUGGCAAGUUAACAUGAAAUCAAGUGAUUCUUGGAUGUGGAAGCAGUUACUCUUGAAAAAUUCUACAAUAUGGCAAGUUAACAUGAAAUCAAGUGAUUCUUGGAUGUGGAAGCAGUUACUCAAGGUCAGGGAUAAAGAAAUCAUUAUUUGUGGAGGAAUUGAUAAUCUGAAACAGUAUUGCAAAGCAAAGAUAGACUACUUAGGAGAGGCAUUAUUCAAUCUGGACAAUGUUGCUUAUGCUCUUCAGCUCAGGAAUCUCGUAGCCAUCUUUUCUUUGAAUGUUACUUCUCAUGUGGUCUAUGGAAUAACAUCUUGGAUUGGCUUCAAUUCAGAUGGAAGACUUGUUACCAGGGAUGUUAAAGAGGCAAUAUUGAUCACUACUCUCAAUGGUUCAUUCUCAGAGGACAACAAGCAGUGGAUAAUGUCUCUUUGA